Abrus precatorius (Indian licorice) is the source of this 2346-nucleotide messenger RNA. RefSeq names its product heavy metal-associated isoprenylated plant protein 21-like. Gene Ontology annotation, molecular function: metal ion binding. Lineage: Eukaryota; Viridiplantae; Streptophyta; Magnoliopsida; Fabales; Fabaceae. The transcript has 3 exons. The record is from RefSeq and is a predicted model, not a curated record. The coding region runs from base 1891 to 2346 and encodes 151 amino acids.
AAAGGGCUUCUCAAGCAUGCAUACUCGUUUUUUGCAUCAUUUACUCCGACUUUGUGAUUCCCAUGCAUGAUAGAUAAAUGCAGUUACUGAUGUGAUUCCCAUGCAUGUGUGAGAGAGAGAAAUGCACUGUAAACAAUUGUUUAGUUGUUGAUAUGUUGGCAGGAAAUAUGUGAAUCAAUAACCAAAGAAGUCAACAAAGGGUUGUGAUUGUGGAAUGGCGCAAAAGAGAGAGCAACUUUACACUUUCGGUAGGCAACAAAGCAUAACAAAUUAGGUCAAUUAUUCGGCCUUGCAUUGGGAUUGGGAUCGGACCAAUAAUCAUUUGUCAAUAUGUUAUGCUUGCGGAAAGUAUUAAUUCAAAUCGAUGAUUGCUUCAAUUUGAUCGGUCCCGCCGUAGCGCCGCUCUUGUUUUAUUUUAUACUUAAUACAUCUUAAAAACCAUAUCUUAUCUCCUUCAGAAUACAAUAAUGCCCAUAUUUGAUAUGUAGAAUGACUAAUAUUUAUAUUUAUUUCCCUAAUAAAAUGUUUCACAAGCAUAAUACAGCUGGAAGCAAUCGAAAGAAAAUACUAUAAAUCAAAUUCAUGAUAUCAAGCAGAUAAUCUUUGGAAUCAUAAUUAAUAAUGCGAAUUAAUGGUUCACUCGCGUUGUCCUUUUGAAUGCGAUAAGUUGUUCAAAUAAUAGUUUUUAAAUUUUUAAUCUGAGUUGUGCACUUAAUAGUGUAUUGCUCUUGAAAGUAGAAUGCCAAGGCCAUGCAUGGCGGAUUUAACUGUUACAUGAGGUCGGAAGUCAGUACAGAUAUCAGAGUAAUUUGUGUACAUUUUGCAUAUAGCAAACUUUUGAAAUUCUUAAUUAGGUUGUUCAUUGCUUCAUAUCAUAUAAUAUUAAGUUAAAUGAGAGAAUUAUAUCAUUUUACAUUUUACUUGUUUGGUUGAGGAAAGAAAAUAAGGAAUAGAGGAAAAAAAUAGCGAGGCUCAAUUUUCUUUACUCGUCAUGAGAAAAAAAAAAAUAAAGAGAAAAAAUUUGUUUGAAUAAAAAAAUUGCUCAGUUAUACGUACUCAUCAUCAAAUUAAAAGAACAGAAAAGUCAUUUAAUGCAAAUGCAAUUUUUUCCAUUUAGUUUUCUUUCCAACUGGAUAAAAGAAAUGAAUAUUCAUAAUUUCUCUCUUUCUUAUUCCUCUUUUCCCAAAUAAUUAGAAAGAAAAGCAUUUUUUUCGUUAUUUUCUUUUCCCUUUUCUCUCAUUUUCUCCCUGUAUGCUGACAAAGCACUAAUCAGAAUAGAAAGGCACAAUCAUAGUAAACCAACUCAGGGACCAGGGAUAAAACUAAAAAAUUAUGGCCCUUUCUUUUCCUUUUUAUUUUUUCCGUGCGUAUUCAAUUGGUUUUUAAAAGUAGUUUUCUCUAUUGUAACUUUUUGAGUGCGUUUUUAUUUUAGAAAAAAAAAAGAAUUGUAAAAGUGAAAUAACCAUCCAAACAUGCCCUUUAAGAUAUCAAACCAUUCAAUUCAAUAUAUCAAACAACGGAUAUUAUCAUAUGAUGAAAUGAAUUAUUGGAGGAUUAAUUUAUCAAUGAACUGUUGAGAAAUUAAGCCACGUACACUUAUCGUACAAAGCAAAAUGAAAGACAACAUAAAUAUAGAGGGAAGUCUAAUGCAGCGUUGCACCCGUCUCUCAUUAUCUAUGGCAUUUGCUGGGCUUUAACGAGCAUAUGUCCCCAUUAAUAAUUACGAUUAUAAUAUAUUGAAGAUCUGUGUUUUCACCUUAUUCCUCCCAAUCUUUUUGAGCAUCUUAUAUAUACACCAUUCAUCAUUCUCACUCUCAUUAGUCAUCACACACACACACUCUUUCUCUCCCUUUUCCUUUGCAAUUUGCUUCUAGAAAAAAGAGAAGCAUAAUGGGUGCACUUGAUUACCUCUCCAACUUUUGCACUGUAACCAGCACUAGGACCAAGCGCAAACCAAUGCAGACUGUUGAGAUCAAAGUCAGAAUGGACUGCGAUGGUUGCGAGCGAAGAGUCAGAAAUGCAGUGACUUCCUUAAAAGGAGUGAAAUCAGUGGAGGUGAACAGAAAGCAAAGCAAGGUGAUAGUAAGCGGCUAUGUGGAUCCAAACAAGGUGUUGAAGAGGAUAAGGAGCACAGGGAAAACAAGAGCUCAAUUUUGGCCAUACGUUGAACAGCAUUUGGUGUACUAUCCAUAUGCCCCAGGAGCCUAUGACAGAAGAGCACCCUCAGGAUAUGUUAGAAACGUUGUUCAGGCUUUUCCUGCCUCAUCCUCAUCCAAUGCUCCUUCCGAAGAGAACUUUGUUUCCCUUUUUAGCGACGACAACGUCAAUGCAUGUUCCAUCAUGUAA